GGGCGACAGGCAUCGGUCCCCCAGGAGGGGCGACAGGCAUCGGGCCCCCAGGAGGAGCGACAGGCAUCGGGUUAUCAGGCACGACAACGGGCAUCGGGUCACCAGGCAUCAAAAAUUUGGCUCGCCAGCGGGCACCGCGUCAUCUGGCAAGGCAGUGGGCACCGAGUCACCAGGCACGACAGUGGGUUCCGAGUCAACUGGCAUGACCACGGGCACUGGGUCAGACAUUGGAUUGUCUGGCUCGACAGCGGGCAACGGGUCACCAGGUACGACAGCGGGUACUGGGUCACCAGGCAUCAGGUCAUUUGGCUCGCCAGCGGGCACUGCGUCAUCUGGCAAGGCAGUGGGCACCGAGUCACCAGGCACGACAGUGGGCUCCGAGUCAACUGGCAUGACCGCGGGCACUGGGUCACCAGGCAUGACAGCGGGCACUGGGUCAUCAGGCAUUGGAUCGUCUUGCUUGACAGCGGGCAUCGGGUCAACUGGCCUAAUGGAAUCAUCAGGCUG
Messenger RNA from Staurois parvus, 507 nucleotides. The record is from the annotation of a GenBank genome assembly. NCBI's taxonomy places the organism in Eukaryota, Metazoa, Chordata, Amphibia, Anura, Ranidae.